AUGAAAGAAGCUUUGAUAUCGUCUAUUGCAAUUGGAUGUUUGGUCAUUCUCAAUUUAUUUGUUGUUACCAAAGCGACUAUCAAUUGGAAUGGUAAUAAUUGGGCUUUACGAUGUGAUUUUCGUGGAAAUGAUUUCACCAAUGUUCGAAGUCCGCCGCAAUUAUGCGGCCCGAAAUGUGAUGCAGUAGCAAGAUGCACUCAUUUUGCGUGGACAAAUUGGCAAGGUGGAACAUGCUGGAUGAAGUCCGGUUCAGUUUCAAAAUCUAAUGCCAUCAUUAGUUCAGAUUCGUCUGCAGUUUGUGGCGUCAAAGCAACGAGAAAUCCUACAAGUAAUCGAAACGCAAGAAAACGAGGUAUUGCAUGGCCAAUGGAAAAUAAAGAAGAUAAUCCUGGUGUUUUUGCCGGCGGAAAGAUUUCAUGGAUUUACAAUUGGUCACCAUAUAGAACAAAUCUUGCUGGUACUGAAUUUAUCCCUAUGUUAUGGAGUACGAAUAAAGGUCACGAUGGCAGUCAAUUCGUGAAUCAAGCACGAGGUGCAAAGCAUGUACUCGGUUUCAACGAACCAGAACGUGCUGAUCAAGCACGCAUGAGCCCUGGUGAAGCUGCACUAGCUUGGAAAAAAUAUAUUGAACCUCUUAGACAACAAGGCGUUCGUCUUGGUUCACCAGCUAUUGCUUCGACUAACGAAGGACUCAAUUGGUUAAAACAAUUCAUCAGAGACUUGAAUCAGAUCGGUGGACGCAUCGAUUUUAUUGCUUUACACUGGUACGGUCGUGGUGCUGACAAUUUUAUCAACUGGAUUACACUCGUUCGUCAACAGCUGGGCAAUAAACAUCCUGUAUGGGUAACAGAAUUCGCUUGUACGUCGUGGAAUCCAAAUCAGCCUGUAUCUCAAGCAGAAGUCAAUGAAUUCAUGCGACAGAGUGUUCAAAAACUUGAUUCGUUAGACUGGGUUGAACGCUAUGCUUGGUUUGGUGCUCAACGUCGUCUCGAUGCUGCACUCGGUUCAACCAAUUGUUUAAUUCGAGCUGAUGGAAGUUUAUCUGAUCUAGGUCGAACAUAUGUCCAUGGUCUAUAA
Molecule: messenger RNA, 1077 nt
Organism: Adineta ricciae
Lineage: Eukaryota; Metazoa; Rotifera; Eurotatoria; Adinetida; Adinetidae
Source: the annotation of a GenBank genome assembly